AUGGAAACGUUUGUCCACACACCCAAGCUGCACGAUGAGGUGCCGGCGCUGAGCUGGAUGUUUCCGUUCCAGUACGAGCGCGAUUGGGAGGUAUCAUGGGAACUUGACUUUUGUAAAGACUCGCUGCUGAUGGUCGUCUCUCUCAGCGCUGCUUACUGUUUUCUAUGCUUUGCUGGCCGCCGUAUCAUGCGAGACCUCAAGCCCUUCAACCUAAAAGUUGCGCUAGCACUCUGGAACUUAGGGCUGGCCAUGUUCAGCGCCAUCGGCGCCUUCAGAACGGUGCCCUUCCUUAUCAAUACUAUGUACCGCCGCGGUGUGUACCACUCGGUGUGCGCUCCGCCCACGUUGCACUAUGGUCGAGGACCCGUAGCGCUCUGGGUGCUGCUUUUCAUUUUCUCCAAAGUUCCCGAGCUCUUGGACACGGCUUUUAUCGUGCUUCGCAAGAAACCGCUCAUCUUCCUGCACUGGUAUCACCACGUCACAGUGCUUCUCUUCUGCUGGCAUGCCUUUGCAACACUCUCAGCUAGCGGCAUCUACUUUGUAGCCAUGAACUACUCGGUGCACGCCAUCAUGUACUUCUACUACUUCCUCACGGCGUGCGGCUACCGACCACCCUGGGCGCGUCUCGUGACAAUCUUUCAACUGAGCCAAAUGGGCGUGGGUGUCGCCGUAUGCGGUCUUAACGUGUACUACAUGAAGCAAGGCGUCACUUGCAGCGUGGACCCGGACAACCUCAAAUGGGGUAUUAUUAUGUACUCGAGUUACUUUGCCCUAUUUCUCAAGUUUUUCAUCGAGCGCUACCUGCUACAAAGCACCAACAAGCCUGCAGCAAAGAAGAUUCAGUAA
Molecule: messenger RNA, 846 nt
Organism: Peronospora farinosa
Lineage: Eukaryota; Oomycota; Peronosporomycetes; Peronosporales; Peronosporaceae
Source: the annotation of a GenBank genome assembly